Messenger RNA from Eruca vesicaria subsp. sativa (arugula), 1806 nucleotides. NCBI's taxonomy places the organism in Eukaryota, Viridiplantae, Streptophyta, Magnoliopsida, Brassicales, Brassicaceae. The record is from the annotation of a GenBank genome assembly.
AUGAACAAUGAAAAUAAACAAGAGAUGUUACCCUCUGGAGCCCCGUGCUUCAUCAAACCAAACGAUCUCAACACUGAAAAUGAUUUAAGCCACAAGAUUACCGAUGGUUCAAAGAAAAUCCAGGAGACAACUACAAGUAGCGAUCCGUGUGAUGGAGGAGGUUCUUCAUCACAGGCGACUAAAAAGUAUAAGCUCAAAUGGACGCAAGCACUUGAAGAUCAAUUUGAAAAGGCCAUUGAAUUCAUUGGUAUUCAUAAGGUCACGCCUAAGCAGAUUUUAAAUUUCAUGAACCUGAAAUUCCUCACAAAAGCACACAUAGCCAGCAAAUUACAGAAGUACAGAAAAAACUUGAACGCCAAGGAGGAAAGCAUGAAAAGGGAAAGAAUAGCUAUGUACCCGGAAUUUUCAUCAACAGGCGGCUACAUCAACCCACAACACUCGUACAACUACAACACAAGUCUAGACAACAAAAAUCCUUUCAUGGUCCAGCCUGGCUAUGGUCUUGGUCAGUCUAGCUCCAUGAUGAACAACAAUGCUGGUUUACAUGUCUCUCCCAACUACAUGAAUAGUAGACCCGGCUAUAAUUUGAGCCAAUCGGGAUGCAACAUGUUUCCUGGGAGAGGCAAUCUUGCGUUUCAGAAUGGUAUCUUGAGAAGCAUUCCUGGAACAUCUCAAGAUCCUAGUUCUGGACAAUAUGGUACAACAAGCAUUCCUGGAACAUCUCAAGAUCCUAGUUCUGGUACUACGGAUAGUAGUAAUUACGCUGGUGUCAGAAGAGAUGAAUAUGGAAAUUUGGUUGGACCUGGUGGAGUACUACGAGUUAAUGGUAGAGAUAAUGGAUCUUUUAGUGGAAUAAGGGUUCAUGGUGCUGGUAGUGGCUCUCUUCAAGGAUUAAGUAUUCAUGGUAAUGGUCAUGGGUAUCUUGGUGGAAUAAGAGUUCCUGGUACUGGUCAUGGGUCUCUUGGUGGAAUGAAGAUCCAUGGUAAUGAUAAUGGAGUAAGAGUUCAUGAUACUAGUAAUGGUUAUGGCUCUUUUGGUGGAGUACAAGUUCAUGGUACUGGUAAUAGUAAUGGCUCUCUUGAUGGAAUCAUAGGUCAUGGUAGUAGUAACAGCAGUGACUCGCUUAGUGGAAUAAGAGUUCAUGGUACUGAUACUAGCUAUGUAGAUGGGAUAAAUUUUCAUGGUACUAGUAACCAUAAUGACUCUCUUGGUGUAAAUUAUGGCACGAACUGGAACUUCAAUAACAACAACGUGAGUAAACAUGGAAGUUCUACUCCAAUGUUUCCUUCUACAUUGCCAUCGUUCUUAGACAGUAAGGAUCAGUCACAAAACAACUUGGUUGCUCAAAUUGGUGGUGUGGUCCCUGCACUAGACAAUCCAAAUUUUUUUAAUGAUCACCAAUACAACAUCAACGAGGCUUUUCCUAAUACAAAUAACUCUCAGUUUCAUCAGGAUCAGCAGCAUCAAGGUAACCUGACUGGUGUAAAUUUUGAGGCACAUACUGCUUAUCCUCUUGAAGACAUUAGCAGUUGGAGUUUUAGUGACGGUACCAAUAAUGAAAAAAUAUUGAACUCUCCCACUGCUAAUCCGGAGAUGUAUUGUCAUCCUACUCAGGACAUGAACAUUACAAAUCAGGGUAAUAAUCAUGAAGAUAUAUUGAAUUCUGGUGAUGCUAAUCCGGAGAUGUAUUAUAAUCCUACUCAGGACAUGACCAUUACAAAUCAGGAUUAUGCCGUUGAAGAUAUGUUGAACUCUUUGCUCGAUCCUGACAGUAUUGAAAAAGCUCUCCCAGUUUCGCUGACUUGA